GGCUUUGUGUGGAUGAGUACGGAGCCAUCUAGCUGCUGUAGUUGGUAGGUAGCCACCGCGGUUCUGUUCGUCUUCAUCAAACGAAGCGACAGACUCUGAGCAGUGGUAGCUAGCCUGCUAGCUCGCUAAUCAUGGUGAAUGUAAAGAAGCGGAAAGGUCGAAUCGUCGAUUCUGACUCUGAGGACAGCGCCAGUGAUGAUAAUUUAGAUCAGGAGCUUCUGUCUUUGACCAAGAGGAAGAGGAUGGAUUCAGAUGAACCGGAGGAGCCGGUUAGCAAGCCAGCAGCCUCUUCAGACUCAGAGACUUCUGACAGCGAUGAUGAGUGGACUGUUGGAGGCACAAAAGUCAAGAAGAAGGUCAAGCAAGUGAAAGGGCCAGAAAAGAAAAACGUGGCGAAGAAAAAAGUAAAUAAGGCAGCAGCUUCUGGGAGCUCUGAUGGAGACAGUUCAGCUGAGAGCUCUGCUCCAGAGGAGGGUGAAGUGUCGGAUUCUGAAAGCAACAGCUCAUCCUCCAGCUCAGACUCGGACUCAUCCUCGGAGGAUGAUGUGUUCCGGGACGGCUACGGGGAUGAUCUCAUGGGGGAUGAGGAGGACAGGGCUCGGCUGGAGCAGAUGACAGAGAAGGAGAGGGAACAGGAGCUGUUCAACAGAAUUGAGAAGAGAGAGGUGCUGAAGAGAAGGUUUGAAAUAAAAAAGAAACUAAAGACAGCCAAGAAGAAGGAGAAGGAGGAGAAAAAGAAGAAACAGGAGGAAGAACAGGAGAAAAGAAAACUAUGUCAGGUUCAAGACACCCAAGUCGUUAUGUCUCACAACAAGGAACGGAGGUCCAAACGUGAUGAGAAGCUGGACAAGAAGUCCCAGGCCAUGGAAGAACUGAAAGCAGAACGAGAGAAGAAGAAAAACAGAACAGCCGAGCUGCUGGCCAGACGGCAACCCCUGAAGACCAGCGAGGUUUACUCUGACGACGAAGAGGAGGAGGAAGAGGAUGACGAUAAGUCAUCAGUGAAGAGUGAUCGCAGCUCACGGUCCUCAUCUUUUGACGAUGAUGAGAAAGAGGAGACUCCACCAAAGUCCCAACCCGUCUCACUACCAGACGAACUGAACCGUGUUCGCCUGUCACGCCACAAGCUGGAGCGCUGGUGUCACAUGCCCUUCUUUGCAAAGACUGUGACGGGCUGUUUUGUUCGGAUAGGCAUCGGGAACAGUAGCAGCAAACCAGUUUACAGGGUUGCUGAAAUAGUCGAUGUGGUGGAGACGGCUAAAAUCUAUCAGCUGGGAACGACAAGAACAAACAAAGGUUUACAGUUAAGACACGGCAAUGACACCAGGGUGUUCAGACUGGAGUUUGUGUCCAAUCAGGAGUUUACUGAAAACGAGUUUAUGAAGUGGAAGGAGGCGAUGAUCAUUGCGGGGAUGCAAGUCCCAACGCUGGAUGAGAUCACCAGAAAGGAGCAGUCCAUCAAAGAAGCCGUCAACUACAAGUUCAAUGACAAAGACAUAGAGGAUAUUGUAAAAGAGAAGGACAGAUUCAGGAAGGCACCUCCUAAUUACGCCAUGAAGAAAACAUCGCUGCUCAAAGAUAAGGCCAUGGCGGAGGAGAGUGGAGAUGGUGACAAGGCGAAGGGGAUCCAGGAUGAGCUGAAUGAGCUGGAGGAGAGAGCAGAGGCACUCGACCGGCAGAGGACUAAAAGCAUCUCUGCCAUUAGCUACAUUAAUCAGAGGAACCGGAGUUGGAACAUUGUUGAAUCUGAAAAAGCUCUUGUGGCUGAGGGCCAGAACACCAAGAACCAACAGAUGGACCCGUUCACCAGAAGACAAUGCAAGCCGACCAUGGUCUCCAAUGCCAGAGACCCAUCAGUCCACGCUGCCAUUCUGGCCCAUCUGAACCAGAAGUAUGGCUCUGGCUCGGACCAAGAUGUAAUUGAGAUGUCACUCCACAAGGGACUGCCGGGACAGAAAGACAAAGAUGUCAACAAGACAACCAGCGACCUCUCAGAGGACCUGUUCAAAGUUCACGAUUUUGAUGUUAAGAUCGACUUGCAGGUUCCCAAUGCAGAAGCCAAGUCUCUCUCCGUCAGCUCCAACGCCCUUCCAGUGAAGGAUGGCGCCCCUCGCAGAUCUCUGAACCUGGAGGACUAUAAGAAGAGGAGGGGGCUGAUCUGAUGGGUUGGACCAUUAAAACAUAUUUGCAUGUGUUUCUGGCUAUUUGACCUCAGGGCCCCUGAGGCUGAAAGUGUGUGUGAGAUUGUAAAUGAGGGUGUGUGUGUGAGUGUGCAUGUGUUUGUAUGUGUGUGCGAGAGAGAGGUGCAAGUAGUGCAAAAGACUGUCCAUCCCAAAACAGAGGAAAUAUUGAUCCUUCGAAGACUUUUUUUUUCUCCUCAAAGGAUCUUUCUUGGAAGAAGAUUGUCCACUCGUUUUUGCGUUAUUAUGUGCAAAUUUGUACUUUGAAUUGUGUUUUUCCUCAGUUUAUGUCCCUGUUUUAUAUAGAACCUUUUCCUGUCCUGUCUCAUUUUCUCCUCGGUUGUCUCAUCUGUUCAAGGACAGGACUUUAGAAAUGCUCUUGGACACUAUAUCUUGUAAGACUUAGAUUGUUGAGACAACUGGACUGUGGACGGGGAAUGGAUUUUCCUCUCACCUUUUCUGCAUAAUGGAUUAUUUUAGGAUUAAGGUAGAGAGGGCAUCAUUACAAACCUAACAGUCUGCAGUCUUUUCCUCAACACGGAGGAGAAGAUGACAUGAAGACAGCUGGCCCAUUGUUUGCCUUCGGAACUAUGUCACUGUUUAAAGUUUUGAAAGCAGAUUUAUAUGAAUCAGUUGUAUACCAUGGAUGAUUAAAGCAUUUUUAUUUUUUAUUGUUUUUUCUUUCUGAAACCAUAUUUUCAGAACAGAUUCUAAGUGUUAUUGAUUGUCUCCUUAGUCAGUUCUUGUAUUGAUGUGGCAUGCCUUGUAAAUAUACAAUUUGGAGUGAGUGCAGCAAAAUAAAGAGGCACUGUUUCGUAGA
This is a messenger RNA of Osmerus eperlanus (European smelt), 3000 nucleotides long. RefSeq names its product RTF1 homolog, Paf1/RNA polymerase II complex component (gene rtf1). Gene Ontology annotation, molecular function: DNA binding; RNA polymerase II C-terminal domain phosphoserine binding. Bases 132 to 2162 code for a protein of 676 amino acids. The transcript has 18 exons. Gene Ontology annotation, cellular component: Cdc73/Paf1 complex. The record is from RefSeq and is a predicted model, not a curated record. Lineage: Eukaryota; Metazoa; Chordata; Actinopteri; Osmeriformes; Osmeridae.